This is a messenger RNA of Gracilinanus agilis (Agile Gracile Mouse Opossum), 1083 nucleotides long. RefSeq names its product Wnt family member 2 (gene WNT2). The transcript has 5 exons. Gene Ontology annotation, cellular component: extracellular region. Gene Ontology annotation, biological process: multicellular organism development; neuron differentiation; canonical Wnt signaling pathway. The coding region runs from base 1 to 1083 and encodes 360 amino acids. Lineage: Eukaryota; Metazoa; Chordata; Mammalia; Didelphimorphia; Didelphidae. Gene Ontology annotation, molecular function: frizzled binding; cytokine activity. The record is from RefSeq and is a predicted model, not a curated record.
AUGAACUCCUCUUCUCUCUUUGGAAUCUGGCUUUCUGUUCCUCUGAUCUUAUCCUGGGUAACCCCACAAGUCAGCUCUUCAUGGUGGUACAUGAGAGCUGUGGGCUCCUCAAGGGUCAUGUGUGACAACGUGCCAGGCUUGGUCAGCCGCCAGCGUCAGCUGUGCCACCGGCACCCGGAGGUGAUGCGCUCCAUCGGCCUGGGCGUGGCGGAGUGGACCGCGGAGUGUCAGCACCAGUUUCGCCAGCACCGCUGGAAUUGCCACACCCUGGACAGGGACCACAAUCUAUUCGGCAAAGUUCUGCUGCGAAGUAGUCGAGAAGCCGCCUUUGUGUAUGCCAUCUCCUCCGCUGGAGUCGUGUUUGCCAUCACCAGAGCCUGUAGUCAGGGAGAACUAAAAUCUUGCUCCUGUGACCCUAAGAAGAAAGGAACUGCCAAAGACAGCAAAGGCACUUUUGACUGGGGUGGAUGCAGUGAUAACAUUGACUAUGGGAUCAAAUUUGCCCGAGCGUUUGUGGAUGCCAAGGAAAGGAAAGGAAAAGAUGCCCGAGCAUUGAUGAACCUUCACAACAACAGAGCUGGGAGGAAGGCUGUAAAGCGGUUCUUGAAACAAGAGUGCAAAUGCCAUGGGGUGAGUGGAUCCUGCACCCUGAGGACCUGUUGGCUGGCCAUGGCUGACUUUAGAAAGACGGGAGAUUAUCUCUGGAAGAAGUACAAUGGGGCUAUCCAAGUGGUCAUGAAUCAAGAUGGCACUGGUUUCACUGUGGCUAACAAGAGAUUUAAGAAGCCAACCAAAAAUGACCUGGUCUAUUUUGAGAAUUCUCCAGACUAUUGUAUCAGAGACCGAGAUGCAGGUUCCCUAGGGACUGCGGGUCGCGUGUGCAACCUGACCUCCCGGGGCAUGGACAGCUGUGAAGUCAUGUGCUGCGGGAGGGGCUACGACACUUCCCGGGUCACCCGGAUGACCAAAUGCGAGUGUAAGUUCCACUGGUGCUGUGCCGUGCGCUGUCAGGACUGCUUGGAAGUAGUGGACGUGCACACGUGCAAAGCCCCCAAGAGUCCUGACUGGGUGGCCCCCACAUGA